CUAAAAAAUUACACUUUAUAAUUAUAUAUAUUCUCAAGCCGAACAAUGGUGAAUAGUGAAUAAAUAAAAUUAAAUGUGUACAUUAGUACACAAAAUAAAUUUAAAAUAGAAAAUAAAAUAAAAAAACUCGUCAUACAACUUCUUAUGUAAAUUUUAAGUGCUGAUGUUUAGUUUAUGAGAAAGGAAAUUUUUAGUCGGGUCAUAACGCAAAGUCAUUUUAAGCGGCGACGACUUGGAGACUUCUUAUAAAACAAAACAAAAUUUAUUUAUUUUAUAUAUUAAUUAUUUAAUUUAAUAUUUUAAUAACAAUGGCCGAUAAAACUAAAGCUAAGCAACCUCACAGUAUAAGUACAGUUGGAAAAAUUUAUCUCAUACUUUAUAAUCUCAUCUUAGUAAUUGGGUGGAGUUAUAUUCUAUGCCUUCUCACGCGUUAUUAUCUGACGAAUGAUUUCUCGGGUCAAAGUCUCUGGGACACGAUUAAAUUAUCACUGAUAAUAUACCAAAAUGCUGCUGUUUUCGAAAUAUUCCAUGCGAUCGGUGGUCUCGUACGUUCGAACCCAGUGAUAACGACGUUCCAAGUUUUUAGCCGAGUCAUGGUAGUCUGCGGAGUGCUGAUAGCAACACCACCAGCAGUAGCAGCAGCAUCAAUUGGUCUUCCGAUAGCGUUGUUCUCCUGGUCCGUCACUGAAAUUGUAAGAUACGGAUACUACUUCGCUAAUCUCGUUGGAUUUGUUCCCCACUUCCUGGUGUGGCUCAGAUACACGACCUUCAUAGCAUUGUACCCCAUUGGAAUCACUGGAGAAUUAUUGUGCUUCAACGCCGCCCAACAGUUUGCACAAAGACACCCUGACUUAUGGAGUUACGCGCUUCCUAACACAUGGAACGUGACAUUUAGCUACCACUACCUUCUUCUGUUUGUCAUGUUCCUUUACCUUCCUCUGUUUCCUCAAAUGUACUUACACAUGUUCGGACAGAGAAAGAAAAUUCUGGGUACCGGUUCCUCCAAAACUCAAAAAGUUCACUAGAUUUAUUGUAAAUUUAAAAAAUAUCUGCUCAUGUAUUUAAAUACAUUAAAUAAAUCAACAAGUUUUAUUUUCAUUUAAAA
Messenger RNA from Microplitis mediator, 1105 nucleotides. It is a transcript of the gene Hacd1, whose product is annotated as very-long-chain (3R)-3-hydroxyacyl-CoA dehydratase hpo-8. The record is from RefSeq and is a predicted model, not a curated record. Gene Ontology annotation, cellular component: endoplasmic reticulum membrane. Bases 309 to 1025 code for a protein of 238 amino acids. Gene Ontology annotation, biological process: sphingolipid biosynthetic process; fatty acid elongation; very long-chain fatty acid biosynthetic process. The transcript is spliced from 4 exons. NCBI's taxonomy places the organism in Eukaryota, Metazoa, Arthropoda, Insecta, Hymenoptera, Braconidae. Gene Ontology annotation, molecular function: 3-hydroxyacyl-CoA dehydratase activity.